AUGAUCGUACAUGAGAUUAUCCCCCGAGCACAGGCGUUUCUUGCUGACUACAGGUCCCAGCAAGCUCCUGUGGCGAUCCAGGAGGAAGUGAGAGGCAAUGUCAAGUGGUGUGCGCCGGAUCCCAGACGCGUAAAGAUCAAUACUGAUACGGCCAUCCUUCACGGAGAUGGGAUCAGUUUAGAAAUGGUUGCCCGAGGAUCACAGGGCCAAUUCCUAAUGGCGGCAGCUAUGAAAAUCCCAGGUAGAUGGGAGGUCGAAGCGACAGUGGCAAGGGCAGCGGAGUUUGGUGUACAGAUGGCACAACAACAUAAUUUUAUGAACCUCAUCAUUGAGGUUGACAGUCUUGGAUUGGUGUCAAAAAUUCAAACAGCCGAGGAGAUUAAUUCGGAGACUGUCGUAAUUUGCAGAAACAUCCCGCCGCAUUCUGGAAGAGUCAGGUGCAUGGUCUUGGCAGCAUGUCUAUCGUGA
This is a messenger RNA of Linum tenue, 468 nucleotides long. Lineage: Eukaryota; Viridiplantae; Streptophyta; Magnoliopsida; Malpighiales; Linaceae. The record is from the annotation of a GenBank genome assembly.